GUUUAUUAAAGUUAUUAAAAUGUAUGUAUCGACACGGAAAUAAUUUUGAUUUUACUGCUAUUAAUUUAUUAAUGUGCGUUUGUGCGUUUGUCAGUUAAGGAGACGUCGUUUUAAAAUUUUUAAUAUUGCUUUUUCGAUCUGUAACAAUGUCUCUUGCUGUUUAAUUUGGCUGCUAGGUGGGAAUAACAUCCUUGUUUGAAUGGCAGCUUCCAAUGGAUUAUCUGAUGUGGAUAAUGAUGGACAGAAAAAGCUUGGCACAAGAGUGUUCAAAAAGAGUUGUCCAAAUAGCAAAAUUACAGUGUAUCUUGGUAAAAGAGAUUUUAUGGAUUAUCUAGAUCAUGUUGAACCUAUAGAUGGAGUCGUUCUGGUUGACCCAGAUUAUUUAAAGGACAGAAAGGUGUUUGCUCAAAUUUUGGCAGCAUUUCGAUAUGGUAGGGAAGAUUUAGAUGUUCUGGGUUUGACAUUUCGAAAGGAUCUGUUGCUGGCAACAAAACAAGUUUAUCCUCCACCACAUAGUAAACCACCAAGUCUAACCAGACUGCAAGAAAGACUAAUAAAAAAAUUAGGCCCUAAUGCUUUUCCAUUUUGUUUUGAAAUACCGACAUCGAGUCCAGCAUCAGUUACACUACAGCCUGCACCGGGUGAUACGGGGAAGCCCUGUGGUGUUGAUUAUGAGUUGAAAGCCUACGUCGCAUCUGAACCGGAUGAGAAACCUCACAGAAGAAAUUCAGUACAACUUGCCAUAAGGAAGUUGACCUUUGCUCCUGAACAACCUGCUCCUCAACCAAGUGCUGAGGCUGUCAAGGAGUUUCUCAUGUCAUCUGGCACCCUCAGAUUAGAAGCCACUCUUGAUAAAGAGAAAUAUUAUCACGGAGAAUCUAUCACUGUGAAUGUACUUGUGGAUAACAACGCUGGAAGAUCUGUUAAAAAAAUUAAAAUAUCUGUUCGACAGUACGCUGAUAUAUGCCUCUUUUCGACGGCGCAGUACAAGUGCAAUGUCGCAGAGAUAGACAGCGAAGAAGGCUUUCCAAUCCACCCAAGUCAGACAGGUUUCUGUAAAGUUUAUCAAUUGACACCAAUUUUAAGCAACAAUCGGGAUAAAAGGGGGCUAGCACUUGAUGGCAAGUUGAAGCACGAAGACACCAACUUGGCAUCAUCAACUAUUAUCACAUCCAACAGUCAAAAAGAAAAUCUCGGAAUAGUAGUCCAGUAUAAAGUAAAGGUCAGGCUGAUACUUGGUUUCACUUCCAGUGAUCUUUCAGUUGAGCUGCCCUUCACUUUAACCCAUCCGAAACCUAUUGAUGCAUCUCCUGUCGUCAGUCGACCACAAUCAUCCAACCAAAAAAGUGAAGGAGCUGAAGUUGUUGAGAAAAAUCUCAUCAACUUUGAUCAGGAUGAACCUAACUCGUGUGAUGACAUCAUAUUUGAAGAUUUUGCACGGCUUAGAUUAAAAGGUCAUGAGAAGGAAGCUACAGACGUUUGAUAAUAAUAAGUUCCAUUUUGUACGCUUUGUCAUUGUCAUCAAUCAUUUAUUGAUCACCUGUGUGCUGAGCCAAACUUCAAUCAACCUUCAUGCGAAACUACUAAAUUUUGUAUUCAAUAUAAAUGAUUAUCCAAGAGUAACUAUCAUGAUUAAAUUAUUAAAUGUCUUUUCACCAUCUGUUAAAAAUCAUGGCUGUUAACACUUAGGUUUUGACGUUUUGUUCAGUUUUAUUCAAUUUAAAAGAUAUAGUUGUAAAUUAUUUUACAUUGUUUUAUUUUUCAGUAUCUGCGUGAUCAAAAGCAAUUUAUGUUGAAUUUAAAUUUGUCUACAAAAUGAAAAUUUGUUUAAUUUGAAACCAAAAUAUUUCAAAAGAUA
Helobdella robusta is the source of this 1858-nucleotide messenger RNA. RefSeq lists its product as hypothetical. Gene Ontology annotation, molecular function: G protein-coupled receptor binding. NCBI's taxonomy places the organism in Eukaryota, Metazoa, Annelida, Clitellata, Rhynchobdellida, Glossiphoniidae. Bases 200 to 1483 code for a protein of 427 amino acids. The transcript has 13 exons. The record is from RefSeq and is a predicted model, not a curated record. Gene Ontology annotation, biological process: G protein-coupled receptor internalization; signal transduction. Gene Ontology annotation, cellular component: cytoplasm.